GUCACGUGACUUAGCUUUUUGCUGUUGCGGACCAUGAUGUGGACUGAACAUGAUGAAAUUCAAUGAAAUUCCUUCUGCUAGGAUGCAAAUAACAGGCUCACUUCUUCAAAGGGCAUUCAAUCUUAUGUGAAAAAAUUAGUAAAGUUGGCUGUGUCUUGUAACUGUGUUAAAGCAGCUUAUAACCUUUUAAUUAAUUAGCUAAGUUACUUAACACCAAGGAGCAAAGAGAAGUUUUCUAAAAGAUGAGGCCUAGACAGAGAGGAUUCGAUCUUGGCUUGCUAUUGCUGGCCUCUCAGCUCUUACAUGUGGGUUUUGACAACAUACCCCCUGUGACCCUGGGUGUUUUAGGACUGAAUGUUUAUCUUUAUUUGUUUCCUGCAUCUCCAUUGAUGAAGGCCUGUGUAAGUGUAGAUCAGGCCUACUGGCUCAAAGACUGGCGGCGUUUGUUGCUGUCCCCAUUGCACCAUGCAGACGAUAUGCACCUGUACUUCAACAUGGCAUCACUGGUGUGGAAAGGGAAGAGGCUGGAGAGACGUCUCGGUGGACCAUUUUUCCUGUAUGUGCUGUCAGUGUUCUCUGUACUUACUGGACUGGUCUACCUGAUAUUGCAGGCUGCACUAACAGAGCUCACUCAGGACUAUUCCUUCAGCAUGCAAUGUGCGGUUGGCUUCUCUGGGGUCCUGUUUGGUCUAAAGGUUCUUGUUAACCAUUAUUUUCCUGGGGGUGUGUCCUAUGUGAUGGGUAUCCCUAUAUCAAAUCGAUAUGCUAGUUGGGCAGAAUUAGUGCUGAUCCACAUAACAUCCCCUGGAACAUCUUUUAUUGGUCACUUGUCAGGUAUCCUAGUUGGACUGCUGUACACUUGUGGACCUUUGAAGACCAUUAUGAAGAAAUGUGCAGAUAUUUUGACUGCUAACUUCAGGCCAAGGACACAUUUCAGUUCCUCUGGCUACAGUGGCACAACAUAUAGUUCCCCAAAUGGCACAACACAUAACAAUGCAGAUUAUACAAGGGGGCUGACAGAGGAGGAGCAGUUAGAUAGAGCUAUCAGAAACAGUCUUAAUGAAAAUGAACAAGCUCAACAUAGACCGGCACCUCCUUCUUAUGGCUUCCAACUCUCACAGGAGGAAAUGAGGCAGCAGAGACUGAGGAGAUUUCAACACUAAACGUAAAAACUAAAAAAACUCAUCUGUUGUUUACCAAAAAGAUUGUCAGUAUGCCUUUCAGAAAUUUGUCAUUGUCAUAGUUUGUCAGUAUCGAAUUGAUGCCAAAGUAGCUACAUAAGAUUUGUUUGACUAAUUUACAAUAGUCAGAUUAUCACUGUGUAUUUUUUAAAAUUUGUUCAGCUUGAAGUCAAAAGUCCAAAUGCCCUUUGUUAGAUUCCUGUCCUGUACAUGUGCACGUUUCAUAGGAGAAUUGCAUAAUAGGCCCAAGCGUAAUGCCUUGCAGCAAUAUGUGAACUGGGACAGCCAAAAUUGCAGCCUAAAUCACUGAACCAUUACGCCCCCUAUCCCCAACAAAUACAUUUGAACUGCAUACCAGGUGACUGCAUCAUUUUGGAUGUGGUUGAAAAAUGGUUUGUUGUGUCUAUUUUUAAAAGUACAUUGAUAUUAAUGCAGGCCAACAAACAGUCACGUCGAUGUUCUUUUCACAUGUGUAAUUUUAAUUUAAUUUUUUAUUUUUACCACUUUGUCUAUUGUGAUACUUGAAUUUCAAUCAAAUUUGUGCUAUUUAUUAAAUGUAAAUACCCGAGGCAGUUCAUAUUCAUUCAUUGGUGUUUAUAGAAUAUUGUCUUAAACCAUUUCGGUCAUCCAUGAUAUCGGUGGCUUUGUUUGCAGCUUUUAAUCUUAGUCAUGCAGAUACUAUACUUUUAAAUGUGUUGUGUGAGUGUAUGUUUGUAACCAACCAAAGUUACCAAUGGUGCCGUUAAUCAAAAUGUAUUUUUGUUCAAAUGUUUUUGACAAAUUGUUAAUAAAUUUUACAUUUUUUACUACGCUG
Molecule: messenger RNA, 1995 nt
Organism: Periophthalmus magnuspinnatus
Lineage: Eukaryota; Metazoa; Chordata; Actinopteri; Gobiiformes; Gobiidae
Gene: rhbdd1
Product: rhomboid domain containing 1
Exons: 8
Coding region: 243-1163 (306 amino acids)
Cellular component (GO): membrane
Molecular function (GO): serine-type endopeptidase activity
Source: RefSeq, a predicted model, not a curated record